Dracunculus medinensis (Guinea worm) is the source of this 216-nucleotide messenger RNA. The record is from the annotation of a GenBank genome assembly. NCBI's taxonomy places the organism in Eukaryota, Metazoa, Nematoda, Chromadorea, Rhabditida, Dracunculidae.
AUGUUAGCUCGACAAAUGUGCCCAUGGAUGUGCGCGACUUGUUGCAUGACUAAGGAAUAUAACUGUGAAAAUGCAACGACUUUACCAUCUUCAGCGGCGACAUGCAGAGAUGAAAGACAGCAUUGUGCAGCAAUUAGAGCUGCAAAUAGCUGUGGAGGUGUAUUUCGAACAACAAUGAUGCAACAGUGCGCGAGAACUUGUGGUUAUUGUGUGUAG